Messenger RNA from Fusarium venenatum, 1425 nucleotides. RefSeq lists its product as uncharacterized. NCBI's taxonomy places the organism in Eukaryota, Fungi, Ascomycota, Sordariomycetes, Hypocreales, Nectriaceae. The record is from RefSeq and is a predicted model, not a curated record.
AUGUCAGCCGUCCAGGUCCUAUUCGACCCUACUCCCAACAUCUCUGUAGCACCAGAGUCCAAGCGUAGGGGAAGUUGGGUUCCCAUCAGACGCAAGUCAGAAUGUCCCCUCGACGUAUCCAUCGAUAGACAUUUCGAAGCCAAGAUCUACACAUCAGGCUCUACCAUCACAGGAUCAGUCUCACUCUCACCCCAAGCAAGCCUCACCGUCGAUGCCUUCGAAAUAGUAUUCACCGGCACUUCAUCCACUAUUGUCCAAAUGCUGCAUCAAGGAUCUACACCAAAGUCUUCUCAUAAGUUCCUUUUACUCAGAAUGCCAAUCCCCGAAAGUGCUCUGCCAGAGAAUGGAGUACUUGAGGCCGGAUAUACCUACCAAGUCCCAUUUUCUUUCGUCAUUCCCUAUCAACUUCCUAGCGCGGCUUGUAAACAUCGCGACCCGAGAAUUCGGGAACGCCAUUUACAUCUACCUCCAACAGUUGGCACCUGGGAGCACGACGACAUGGCGGUUCACACUGUUUGUAUCAAUUACGCUGUCGAGGCUCGUGGAUCAUUCAAGACAGGCAAAAACAAAUCCAUGACCUUGGAGAGAACGCACCCCGUCAAAGUCAUGCCUUUUGUAUCCGAGCAGCCUCCCCUGCAUAUUGUCCCUGGCAACCCUCGUUAUAUACUGUCUCAAGAGAAGACAGUUCGAAAGGAUAUCCUUUCGUCCAAACUGGGCUUCAUCAGGGCAUCAACCAAUCAGCCUGAUUCCGUCAUCAUCACGGCUGAUAAACUUCAACCGGCAGACUGCUCAUUCGAUAUCAAUCUAGAAUUCUGGCCGAAUGGCAACAAAGAACCACCAGAGGUAUACGCAAAGUCAGCCGCUAUCAAAGCAUCAACAUAUUACUCAACAGGUCAUAUGAGUUUCUUACCAGACCAGCACAACUUUCCCAGCGUGAUGCCAAACCCUAUCCUGAGUUUCGUCCUUGAUGAAGACGCGAAAGUCAGUUCACCCAAGCCUAGCUGGGUGCCUACGUCCUCCUCAUCAAAAUCUUCACCGCCAGUCUCUCGCAGAGGCUCAGAAAACUCGGACGCAGGCAUUGAGCCAUCGCGAAUUACCUCUAGGAGAGGUUCCAAGACUAGUGAUAUCAUCAAGUCAGAAGCGCCAAGAUAUACAGCCACACUUCCCGUCUCCAUUACGCUGCCAAGCCCUGACAACAAGAUUUUGCUACCUACCUUCCAUUCCUGUCUCAUUAGCCGCACAUACGUACUUGAAGUAGUUCUUGCUUCCAGAGCAUACGGCUCGAGCUUUACUUUGCGACUUCCUCUGCAGAUCGCUGUUGAGGGACAAGGCGAGACUGGAGUUAACCAUGUACCAACCUAUGAACAAGUUCAAGCGAACCAGGAUCUAUUUGAUACGCUUCCCACUUAUAAUAGAGGGUUUUGA